ACAGCCGGCGCGCGCUGCCGUGAGGCGGGAUUGUGGAAAUGAUGCCGGGGGGAGAUGUUCGGUGAUAGCGCGCGGGGUCAGAGGUCAGAGGCGCGGUGACGCACAGGGGGAAGGGGCGGGGCUCCGGUUGUUGUGGCGAUUGAGAGGCGGAGCCAGCGGCAGCGCGGGAGGCGGCAGGACAGACCGAGGGGAGCGGGCCCCGAACAUGCACAGCCUGGCCACGGCGGCGCCUGUGCCAACAGCACUAGCCCAAGUGGAUCGAGAGAAAAUUUAUCAGUGGAUUAACGAGCUGUCAAGCCCAGAUACCCGUGAGAAUGCCUUAUUGGAGCUUAGCAAAAAGCGUGAAUCUGUUCCAGACCUUGCACCAAUGCUAUGGCAUUCCUUUGGCACGAUUGCUGCACUUCUACAGGAAAUUGUGAAUAUCUACCCAUCAAUUAACCCACCUACUCUGACCGCACAUCAGUCUAACAGAGUCUGCAAUGCAUUAGCUUUACUGCAGUGUGUUGCAUCACAUCCUGAAACCAGGUCUGCAUUUCUCGCUGCCCACAUUCCUCUGUUCCUCUAUCCCUUCUUGCACACUGUUAGCAAGACUCGACCGUUUGAAUACCUACGACUUACCAGCCUUGGAGUAAUUGGAGCACUUGUCAAGACAGAUGAACAAGAAGUUAUUAAUUUCCUCCUAACCACAGAAAUAAUCCCACUGUGCCUGCGUAUUAUGGAGUCUGGUAGCGAGCUCUCCAAAACAGUUGCUACGUUCAUCCUUCAGAAGAUUUUGCUGGAUGAUACAGGUUUGGCGUAUAUCUGUCAGACCUAUGAAAGGUUUUCUCAUGUUGCUAUGAUUUUGGGUAAAAUGGUGCUGCAGCUUUCUAAGGAGCCAUCCGCCAGGCUACUGAAACAUGUUGUCCGUUGUUACCUUCGCCUGUCUGACAACCCAAGAGCACGAGAGGCAUUGAGACAGUGCCUUCCCGACCAGUUAAAAGAUACCACGUUUGCCCAGGUACUGAAGGAUGAUACCACAACCAAACGCUGGCUGGCACAGCUGGUUAAGAACCUGCAGGAAGGUCAAGUCACUGACCCCAGAGGAAUACCUUUACCUCCUCAGUGACAUCCUGCCCAGGAUGGAGGAGAAUGACAGACGCAACUGUUCUUUCUAGACAGUACAAGUGGGUGACACAAGGAGAGAACAUUUUGAGCUAAGAGAGAUUUCUGAUACUUGGUCCUUAAGCUCACUUGCUUUUUGGUGAUGAUGUUCUUGCAUGGAAUCAAGGAGUAAAUUACCAAAUGCCUGAGAAAGCGAGAGUACAGGUUUUUACACCAGCAAUCCAAAAAUCAGAACUGUAAGCGUAUUGUUUUCUUGUUGACCAAGACUCUGCUGCUUCAGUGUUUUUUGUAAUCCCUCCUGAAUGAUGUUGAGGAGACAGUAGUUGGGUUGUAGUCUUUGUCCAAUGGGCAACUUCUGGCUCCUGACGUUUACAAUAAAGCUAAAAUAGUCAGACCUUACCUGGAGCUGUUUUUGUAUUGUUGAUGGACUGGGCUUGAAACUAAUGAAUCACGUCAUUGUCUGCCUGCUAUUUGCUACAAUAUAUUCAUCCUCUUUUAUUUUGGCUGCAAUUUUUUUUACAUUUUAUUUUAUUAAAUAGGGGAUGAAUUUGAAGCAAGUUAAAUUAUCCUUUUUUUUUAUUAUUAUUAUUAUUAUUUUUUUUUUUUUUUUUUAAACCACCAUGUGUUAAAAAUGGCCUAUAAUCGAAUGAAUAGGCUAAUCUGAUUCCAGGUUCUAAUAAGUUUGUCUUUCUUCAGGAUAUUGAAUAUAUAUACACAUAUAUAUUUCCUGAAUUAUGCAACCAACUUUAAUUUCACCAUGCUGCAGUUUCAUAGAUUAUUAAAAGCACUUACUUGGGGAACCUUAUGUUCUUUAUUUUGGGUUUUUAUGAAAUAUACUUUUUUGGGGGUCUAAAAUGUUUGAUCACUAUAGCCUAUCCCAUGUAGUCUUCUGCCCAUCAACUCACUGACUUUUCUGAUCUACAAACUGUAAUAGGACUACUGCUGUACCGAUGUGAGCUUCAUUUUUUGGCAGAGCAUAUUUUAGUCUGUAGCAGCUGGAGGCCCAGAUAUUUUCUACCCUUAAAUUGCACUAGUAUGUGGAUUUAGAGGAAGGGUACAUCCUCAUGUUCUGCUGGCUCUUUGGCGUUCUAAUUUCUCAGUUUAAACUUCAUGAGUUUUAAAAGUCUGGAAGUCUUGACUUGUACUUAACCUUGCCAUGUUGGGCCAAUCUCUCAAAUAAAAGAAUUGUUUAAGA
Molecule: messenger RNA, 2296 nt
Organism: Pelobates fuscus (common spadefoot toad)
Lineage: Eukaryota; Metazoa; Chordata; Amphibia; Anura; Pelobatidae
Gene: CNOT9
Product: CCR4-NOT transcription complex subunit 9
Exons: 8
Coding region: 206-1105 (299 amino acids)
Biological process (GO): negative regulation of translation; mRNA catabolic process
Cellular component (GO): CCR4-NOT complex; P-body; CCR4-NOT core complex
Source: RefSeq, a predicted model, not a curated record